Molecule: messenger RNA, 1222 nt
Organism: Oryza sativa Japonica Group (Japanese rice)
Lineage: Eukaryota; Viridiplantae; Streptophyta; Magnoliopsida; Poales; Poaceae
Source: RefSeq, a predicted model, not a curated record
CUCUCUCGCUGCUCUUCAUCCGAUUCAACUCGGACCACCAGAUUUCUUCCUUCCUUCCUUGCAGAAUCUUUCAUUGUUCUUGUUGGGAGGAAGGAGACGAGGCGCGCGAGGCGGCGAGAGGGAGGAGGCAUUCUAGCAUAUACAGAUACAGAGCCAGGGGAGGUAUGGAGGAGGGCCUUGCACGAGCACGACGAUGCCAAUAGAAGCUGUGGCGGUCGCUUCUUUACCGAUGGCGUCGCGCAGCGCCGCCCUGUGCUUCUCCUCCGCCGCCGCUGCCCGGAGCCGGAGCAGGAGCCGGCACGGCAGGAUGGCCGUCAGCUGCGACGCCGGGGCCUCAGAUCUGCUCUAUUCCUCUCUGGCUGCCAAGCUGCUUGGCCCUCCCACCAGCUUCGAUGCCGGCAAGCUGACGGUAGAGUUCGCCCACAGCCACGGGAACAGCAGCUCCGGGUUCCCCAGAGCUUACACCCUCACCCACUGCGACUUCACCGCUAACCUCACCCUCGCCGUCUCCGACACCAUCGCCGCCGACCGCCGCCUCAGGGCGGACGACGUCUUCGCCGAGUGGAAGCAGCAGCAACAGCAGGAGGGCAUGGCCCUGCACGUGCACUGCUUCGUCAGCGGCGCCAACCUCCUGCAUGGCCUCGCCGCCGGCUUCAGGUACUACGUCUUCUCCAAGGAGCUGCCGCUGGUUCUCAAGGCAGUUGUUCAUGGCGACGCAUUGCUGUUCGCGGAGCAGCCGGAGCUGCUGGAGGCGAAGGUGUGGGUGCACUUCCACUCCAGCUCCAACGCUAAGUACAACAGGCUCGAGUGCUGGGGUCCUCUCAGGGAGGCUGCAAACGCCGAGACGACGCACAAGAGGCAUGCGCUGGAGCAACUGCACAACGCAAUCACCAAAGGCACAAGAAGGCGUAGGAGGAAGUGGUCUAGCCCGGACGCCAUCUUCAGCGCCCUGCUCGCCCUUCUCCUUUGAUGCAUAUCGGGAACCCCACACAUUGUCUUUUUUUUGCUCUGCCUUGUGCGCAUCAAUUCCAAUUCUUUCAUCCACCGGACACUUGACAUGUAUGUAUAGUAUGUACCCACUCCACGAUCAACAAAAUGAGAAACGAUUGCCUUUCCAAGCAUUCCUCCUUAAAUUAACUCUGCUUCUGCUUGCUCACUCAAAUCAUGUUUGGAUAACAUAUGCCACAUCAUGUAUAAAUAGUUCCUCUACGUUCUUCAUUCA